AUGUUUCGAUAUUCUACCGUUCAAUUACAACAAUAUAGUAGAUAUCAAGGUGAUCGUCGUGGAGUAGCUAGAAGACUUGGAAAUGGUGCUCGUCAAGAAGCUUUAGAUAUUGGUUAUGGAACUACUGCAGAGUUGGAAACUAUUGGUGGAUUCGGUAACACAUUACGCAAUCGCACAGGAGUCACCGUCAUUGUCCAAUGGGCACCACCAUUUAGUACGGCUUACCAACAAUUUAUCGGUGGAAACAUGCGUAGUUUUCCCAUGGCUCGAAUGGGAAAUAUGACCGGUCAUCCAAUAGGUGGUAUGGGAAAUUACGGAGGAAUGCAAGGAGUGCCAUACAACUUUAGUUAA
Messenger RNA from Adineta ricciae, 351 nucleotides. NCBI's taxonomy places the organism in Eukaryota, Metazoa, Rotifera, Eurotatoria, Adinetida, Adinetidae. The record is from the annotation of a GenBank genome assembly.